Sinocyclocheilus grahami is the source of this 1217-nucleotide messenger RNA. RefSeq names its product ubiquitin carboxyl-terminal hydrolase 14-like. NCBI's taxonomy places the organism in Eukaryota, Metazoa, Chordata, Actinopteri, Cypriniformes, Cyprinidae. The transcript is spliced from 14 exons. The record is from RefSeq and is a predicted model, not a curated record. Gene Ontology annotation, biological process: protein deubiquitination; proteasome-mediated ubiquitin-dependent protein catabolic process; regulation of proteasomal protein catabolic process. The coding region runs from base 1 to 1125 and encodes 374 amino acids. Gene Ontology annotation, molecular function: proteasome binding; cysteine-type deubiquitinase activity.
AUGAAGCGUUUUCAGAAGCAAAAUCCUUCAGAGAUGGGUCAGCUAGUAUCACCGGGAUGGUUUGAAUCCCCCUGCUGUGGAUUGACAAAUCUGGGCAACACAUGUUACAUGAACGCAACAGUGCAGUGUCUACGCUCUGUGCCUGAGCUCAAAGACGCUCUCAGGAGGUACUCUGGUGCCUUGCGCUCUUCUGGAGCUAGUGUACCUUCCCAGUACAUCACAGCAGCUCUGCGUGAUUUGUACGAGUCCAUGGAUAAGACCGCGUCAAGCAUUCCCCCUAUCAUCCUGCUGCAGUUCCUGCACAUGGCCUUUCCACAGUUUGCCGAAAAAGGCGACCAGGGCCAGUACCUCCAGCAGGAUGCCAAUGAGUGCUGGGUUCAGAUUCAACUCUAUACCAGCAUGUGCUCUCUCAGUAUGAAGUGUACUGAGUCAGAGGAUGAGGAUCCGACUAAAGGCACAGAAAGCCAGCUGCAGCUUAGCUGCUUCAUCAAUCAGGAAGUCAAAUAUCUCGCCACUGGACUCAGAUUGAGGCUACAGGAGGACAUUACAAAGUUGUCCCCAUCCUUACAAAGAAAUGCCCUCUAUAUCAAAUCGUCCAAAAUCAGCCGUCUCCCGGCAUACCUCACGGUUCAGAUGGUCCGGUUCUUUUUCAAAGAAAAAGAGUCCGUGAAUGCCAAAGUCCUUAAGGAUGUCAAAUUUCCUCUUAUGCUGGACGUCUAUGAGCUGUGCACUGCUGGACUGCAGGAGAAGAUGGUUUCUGUGAGGUCAAAGUUCAAGGAGGUUGAAGACAAGAAACUGGAGAUGCUGCAGCAGCCGAAAGAGAAUCAGAAGGUUGGAGCUCCAAAGGAAACAAAAUAUGAACCUUUCUGUUUUUCUGACGAUUUGGGCUCCAACAACAGUGGUUACUACGACCUACAAGCGGUUCUGACGCAUCAGGGCCGAUCCAGUUCAUCUGGCCACUACGUCGGCUGGGUUAAAAGGAAAGAAGAUGAAUGGGUGAAGUUUGACGAUGAUAAGGUCAGCGUUGUGACCCCUGAGGACAUCUUGAAGCUGUCUGGUGGUGGUGAUUGGCAUAUAGCAUACGUCCUUCUGUAUGGCCCUCGACAUCUGGAGAUACUGGAGUAACAAUGGUUCACAGAGGAAACUUAAACCAUAAUUGCCAUUUCAGAGCACUGUCUGUAUAGAUGUGCAAAUAAAUUUUGGUGUCUUUAAAAACA